This is a messenger RNA of Ilyonectria robusta, 1205 nucleotides long. Its product is annotated as ClpP/crotonase-like domain-containing protein. Gene Ontology annotation, biological process: fatty acid beta-oxidation. NCBI's taxonomy places the organism in Eukaryota, Fungi, Ascomycota, Sordariomycetes, Hypocreales, Nectriaceae. Gene Ontology annotation, cellular component: mitochondrion. The transcript has 6 exons. The record is from RefSeq and is a predicted model, not a curated record. Bases 139 to 912 code for a protein of 257 amino acids. Gene Ontology annotation, molecular function: enoyl-CoA hydratase activity.
CCCGUCUCAGCUGCGAGUGAAAAUCCGCCCUUUCACUCCUCUCCCCUCUUCACCUUUGCUUUAGCUGCAUUUUGUCCAGCCUCAUCACCAACCUUCCCAGCUCGCCUACCUCGGUUCUACUGUGACCCAAUCCAUACAAUGACUGAAGAAUUGAUCAUCUGUUCUACUACGGUAAACGGAGUACGAGUUCUCGCCUUCAAUCGGCCCACCAAGAGAAAUGCACUGUCCGCAGAGCUGAUCUCGGUCUUCUUGGAGCAGCUGUCGACAGCGGCCACGGACAAGGCGGUACGGGUCAUCAUCAUCACCGGUACCAGCACCUUUUUUUCUGCCGGCGCCGAUAUCAAAGAGAUCUCAGAGAUGGAUGCAGAGACAGCACGCGGCUGCCGCUAUCUGAGGAACCUUUGCGAUGGGAUGCGCGCCGUGUGCAAGCCUUUAAUGGCGGCAGUUGAGGGAAUAGCGCUUGGUGGAGGCUUCGAAGUAGCUCUCAUGUGCGAUCUGAUCUUCGCUUCUAACAUCGGCCGCUUCGGUUUGCCGGAGGUCACCCUCGGCUUGAUUCCUGGAGCAGGUGGUACUCAACGCUUGACUAAUGCUGUUGGGAAGUUCAAGGCUAUGCAGAUGAUCCUUCUGGCAGCACCCAUGACCGCCACCGAGGCACUCUCGGCGGGUCUCGUUGCUCAGCUGUUCGAGCCUGGAACUGUCCUUGAGAAUACUGUCGAGAUAGCAUCGCAGCUGGCAGCCUCGAGUCCAACGGCACUGUCGCUGGCCAAAGAUGCGGUAUCCCGAGCGGACGAGCUCGGUCGUGACGAUGAGUUUGAACGGAACCUGUACUAUUUCGCAUUCGGAACCCAGGAUAAAAAAGAAGGCAUCAGGGCAUUUCUUGGAAAAGAAAAGCCCAAUUGGAAUAUCGAUUAAUUCGCCAUUUUAAUACGGGAUUCCGGGUGAGAAAAAAGAAGUCAUCUAGAAAGCUAAGACUUCCGUAUCAAGUUUAUACCCUAGCUUAUUGCACGAGGCUAAUAUACACGUCGUGACUCCGAGAUUCUGUUAAGUUGCAUCGCGUCAUGAAUUGCACUCGACACUUCCGACCUUUUUCAUUUUCUAGUCAACGUAGUAAUACAUCCACUAUGACGUUUUAUGCAUUCAAGGUUCUCAGCUAAGCCUAAAAGAAUGAGGGAAGAAGUAUAGGCAGUAAAUAUCGCCAAUUUGAA